Molecule: messenger RNA, 4038 nt
Organism: Salvelinus fontinalis (brook trout)
Lineage: Eukaryota; Metazoa; Chordata; Actinopteri; Salmoniformes; Salmonidae
Product: glycogenin-1-like
Exons: 5
Coding region: 882-1616 (244 amino acids)
Cellular component (GO): cytoplasm
Molecular function (GO): glycosyltransferase activity
Source: RefSeq, a predicted model, not a curated record
AAGACAGCGUACAGUCGGUUAAUAAGGACAACAGGAAUAGUCUAUAACCAUUAAACUGUGUUUUUAUAUUAUUAUGGUUUGAUAAUAUUAUAUUAGGAUAUGCUUUGGAGCUAUAGCCGAAUCGUAGCUUUGUGUUGUCAUCUUUCAGCAACACUGAUUAUAUAUGGUUUGAUGCAUGCGCAUAUCCCACGCAGUUACACAGUCCUCCCAUUUAUAUGUAGAUUCUCGUUUUAUGCCGCGAUGUAGUUAAAGUAGCGUUAUCCGUGUAGGCAACAAAUAUGAUGACUUAAAUUGAAAGUACAUCGUGUGCUUUUUGUGUUUACGGUCCUGCAGUGUAUGUGCCUACAUGCGGCUCGGCCAUUGCUGAAUUCCCGCUCUCCUCCAUCCCGAAGUGUGCACUUGUUUACUCGGUUACUCUCUGCGUAGGGAUAUAUCAAACACGCACUUUCGCUAUAUGCCCAUGCAUUCUACAAUAUUUACACGCAGUGGUUUUUAAUCCUUUAAAAAUAAAUCAUCACUCGUUUUAAACACGACGCGUUUCUUGUCUGUAUGGCCAAUCUCACAAGUGGAAACGGCUCGUGCAGAACUGCCUUUGACAUUACCACCACAAGUUGACAUAUGACAGUUAUAGUACAGUGUGUAAUCUAUAGGACUAUUCUAUGGUAGGGACGGGUAGAGGGUCUAUGGUUACCCUAGCUGAAGUCCCUAUAGGCCGUUUUGAUAUGAAGUACCGAUAUAUGCCUUGUAGAGGGUUCAGGUGCCUGACAGAAGCUGUUCUCUCUUUCUGUUCGUGUUAUUUACAAAUAACUAGUCAGAUACGUGUGUGAUUAGACCAAGCAUAUGUGACUCUGGCCACAAAUGACAACUAUGCCAAAGGAGCGAUGGUUCUGGGGAGGUCACUACUCAACCAUAACACAACCAAACAACUGGUGGUUCUGAUUGGACCACAGGUAGCAGAGCCCUGCAGGGCCAUGCUGAGUAGCAUCUAUGACGAGGUGUGUGUGGUGGAUAUCUUGGACUCUGGGGACACGGCCCACCUCGCCUUGAUGAAGAGACCAGACCUCGGAGUGACCUUCACCAAGCUGCACUGCUGGACACUCACACACUACACCAAGUGUGUGUUUAUGGACGCAGACACACUGGUGUUGUCCAACAUCGAUGAGCUGUUUGAGAGGGAGGAGUUAUCUGCUGCGCCUGAUCCUGGUUGGCCAGACUGUUUCAACUCAGGGGUGUUCGUCUUUGAACCAUCCAAUGAAACAUACCUUAUGACACACUGCACUGAGAAAGGCAGCUUUGACGGUGGUGACCAAGGAGUUCUGAACAGUUUCUUCAAUACCUGGUCAACAGCAGACAUUUCCAAACACCUGCCUUUUAUCUACAACCUCAGCAGCAUCGCUAUAUACACCUAUCUACCAGCCUUCAAACAGAGGAGGUCUGUGACAGUGUGGUUGAGAUCAUCCUCCCCCCGCCUCCCCCUCAGGCGCCCCAGGUGUCCAGUGAGGAGAGGAGGCAGCGAUGGGAGGCGGGGCAGGCGGACUACAUGGGAGCCGACUCCUUCGAAAGCAUCCAGAGGAAACUGGACUGCUUCCUCAAGUAGAGGGUCAGAGAAGGGAUGACGGACGGAAAGGGCAUCUAUUGGCAGGCCUGAGAUGCGUCAGUCAGGGCGGGGAUCAACUGGCAUUCGAACCAAUCAGAAGAGAAAGCGGUAGAGCAUGACGUAUUGAAAAACAGUCCCAUCCUGGGCCUCUCUCUCUCUCGGUUUUUCUCUCGUGUGCGUGCGUGUUUGUGUGUUCGUGUGGCCUGGUCCUGCAGAAAUAACCCCUGCAGAGACGGGGCCAUCCAGUUUACUACACUAUGCAGCCCCCAUACCACCACCUCGGUGCAGAAGCCUUGGUCAGUAAGUAAUGUCUCAGUAAUAACCUCACUGUGACUCUGCCUCACCAAGUCCCAUCCAGACCCCAUGACUCUAACAGCUCAAACCCAGUUACUCAGUCAAGCCUGAUAAUGAUAGAGAUAGGGCAGUUGUGCUUUUACUCUUUAAAGUAUUCAGAGAUGCGUGGGUAUGAAGUAUUUCCCUCUAUACAAUGGAAGAACUGUUAUUUAGUUUAUUAAAGUUUGCAUCCCAGCGGUUAUUUUUGCUCUCCAUAUGUGUGUUGUGCAUGCAUGUUUCUUUAUAUUAGGAUUAUUGUGAAGGAAGCCCGUUUCUAAAGUGGAAAACCCACCGAAGCGCUUGUCAUUUUGCCAUGUCCUGUUUGUUGUCAUCACUUCCUGUUGGGUUUCAUCACUUCCGGUGUAGUCUGACCAGUUGCCUUACCACCGUCAAAGACUCUUAUUACACAACUAGGCCUAUUCUAGUUGUCGCCGUUCACAGUUUACAGAAAACACUUCUCUGCUGCUGCCAAACCCCCCCCCCCCCCCUCCACCUCUACUCAUUCAACCCUCCUACAGACUUACCUCUACGCUCCUCCAGCUCCACUCUACUCAUUCAACCCUCCUACAGACUUACCUCUAUGCUCCUCCAGCUCCACUCUACUCAUUCAACCCUCCUACAGACUUACCUCUACGUUCCUCCAGCUCCACUCUACUCCAUUCAAUCCUCCUAGACUUACCUCUACGCUCCCCCAGCUCCACUCUACUCAUUCAACCCUCCUACAGACUUACCUCUACGCUCCUCCAGCUCCACUCUACUCAUUCAACCCUCCAACAGACUUACCUCUACGUUCCUCCAGCUCCACUCUACUCCAUUCAAUCCUCCUAGACUUACCUCUACGCUCCCCCAGCUCCACUCUACUCAUUCAACCCUCCUACAGACUUACCUCUACGCUCCUCCAGCUCCACUCUACUCAUUCAACCCUCCAACAGACUUACCUCUACGUUCCUCCAGCUCCACUCUACUCCAUUCAACCCUCCAACAGACUUACCUCUACGCUCCUCCAGCUCCACUCUACUCCAUUCAACCCUCCAACAGACUUACCUCUACACUCCCCUAGCUCCACUCUACUCAUUCAACCCUCCUACAGACUUACUUCUACGCUCCUCCAGCUCCACUCUACUCCAUUCAACCCUCCUACAGACUUACCUCUACGCUCCUCCAGCUCCACUCUACUCAUUCAACCCUCCUACAGACUUACCUCUACGCUCCUCCAGCUCCACUCUACUCCAUUCAACCCUCCUACAGACUUACCUCUACGUUCCUCCAGCUCCACUCUACUCAUUCAACCCUCCAACAGACUUACCUCUACGCACCUCCAGCUCCACUCUACUCAUUCAACCCUCCAACAGACUUACCUCUACGCUCCUCCAGCUCCACUCUACUCCAUUCAACCCUCCAACAGACUUACCUCUACGCUCCUCCAGCUCCACUCUACUCAUUCAACCCUCCUACAGACUUACCUCUACGCUCCUCCAGCUCCACUCUACUCCAUUCCACCCUCCAACAGACUUACCUCUAUGCUCCACUCUACUUAUUCAACCCUACAACAGACUUACCUCUACACUCCCGUAGCUCCACUCUACUCCACCCUUCUCUACCCUCAACUUGACACCCCCCAUCUCCAUCUCCAACUCAACUCACCCCUCCUACAGCCCCACCUUGUCAACCCCCCCUCCACCACCCUCCAACAUCACCACCCUGAUGUCUCUUCCUAUCCCAGAAGUGUGUACCUUCAUCCCACCUUGUGGAUUUAAAAGGAAUGGACUGGUGUGAGGAAAAUCAUAUCAGAUAUUAUUUUGACAUGGUGAAAACUCAUGUCCAUGAUUAAUCCAAUGCUUUCACAUCCAUGAAGGGGUCAGAGUGAGCAGGUCAAGUGCACACGGGGGCAUAAGGCCAGUAGGGAAUCCUAACGCACACACAGCCUAAAAUGAUCUAGUAAGUAAUGGGAUGUAAUAGUUUUGUGGUCCCUCUUAACACACCCACAAAUGGCUCUAUAGAGAUGUUUCCAAACACUGUGAAAUCUUGUGUGUUGUGAACACACCCCGGUAGUUCUCACUGUUUCUGUUCUCUGUAGACACCUAAUAAAGGACUGGUGAAGAAGUCUC